Dothidotthia symphoricarpi CBS 119687 is the source of this 890-nucleotide messenger RNA. RefSeq lists its product as uncharacterized. The transcript has 3 exons. The record is from RefSeq and is a predicted model, not a curated record. The coding region runs from base 98 to 586 and encodes 162 amino acids. NCBI's taxonomy places the organism in Eukaryota, Fungi, Ascomycota, Dothideomycetes, Pleosporales, Dothidotthiaceae.
CAUCGACGUCGCAUGGGAUCUGAUCGUUGGAAGAGGUGGACAGGUUCUGCUCGCCUAGGUCAAUUAUCGCAUAUUCAAUGAAUGGCUCGUUUACCACAUGGAACUGCAUUUGACGUCGUACAAGAUGUAUGCGGCGAUUGCUUUUGAAACAACAACAAUGAGCAUCCUGGGUGUGCUUGGGAAGGAGUUGUUGACUUAUGGCAAGUCGUCGUGGAAGCGCUUCUUUCGUUGGCUGGCUAUAUUUUCCAUGUUUCUCUCGACUUUAUACGUCCUUUCGUUUCCGACAUUGAUGGCUGGUUAUAUCACAACGUAUGAACCGUAUAUCGAAGACUACGACAACAACCUCAUUGAACUGUGGAAGGUGGUGAAAGCCGAAUACAUUAUCAACGAUGCUUCGAGAAUUGGUUUCGCGAACCCUCUUGUCGUAGUCGAGGAUGACUUGGAGUUGAUGAGAGCGAUUAGGGAGUAUACCAUGCGACUAAUUGCAGAGACCAAUAGACUGGUUGACAACAACACAAAUUACGGUGACCUCACGACAUGGGAUCAUUACACUGGUACAUCUGUAUCGGAAUUCCGUUCUGAAUAGAAGUUUGAAGGCAAGGUCGUCAAACUCACCAUACCAAGCUUCUUUAUUGAACAUAAUAAGCAGUCUGCUCAGCCAUAAUGUGCCGGUCAAAGACGACUCCAAGCUCGACCAUAGUCACUACACAAUCAAGGACAGUGGCCGCCAAGGCGUGAUUUAUGAUCGCGCAUACCUCCUCGCCCGUGGUCGUGCAAGCCCAGUGAGACCUACCAAUGGGGCUUCUCCUACAUCUUCCUCUUCAUGGUGUCCAUCUUCCAGUUCGUCUGGUCUUGCACGAUGGUGGGCUUGUGGCUAGACACGCGGUACC